Messenger RNA from Pipistrellus nathusii (Nathusius's pipistrelle), 405 nucleotides. NCBI's taxonomy places the organism in Eukaryota, Metazoa, Chordata, Mammalia, Chiroptera, Vespertilionidae. The record is from the annotation of a GenBank genome assembly.
AUGGUGGAAAAUUCACCGUCGCCAUUGCCAGAAAGAGCCAUUUAUGGCUUUGUUCUUUUCUUAAGCUCCCAGUUUGGCUUCAUCCUGUAUCUCGUGUGGGCCUUCGUUCCCGAGUCUUGGCUGAACGCCUUAAGCUUGACCUAUUGGCCUCAAAAGUACUGGGCAGUCGCACUGCCCGUCUACCUCCUCAUUACCAUAGUCAUCGGGUAUGUCCUCUUAUUUGGAUUAAACAUGAUGAGCACCUCGCCACUCAACUCCAUUCAUACAGUCACAGAUAACUAUGCUAAAAACCAGCAGCAGAAGAAAUACCAGGAAGAGGCCAUCCCAGCAUUAAGAGAUAUUCCUAUUAGCGAAGUAAAUCAGAUGUUCUUUCUGACUACCAAAGAAUCUUACACCAAAAACUGA